GACACACCAAAGAAGAGGAAUAGAUUUUUCUGCUGGAGACGGAAAAAGACGAAAGUAGCCUCAAAAAACGAAUUGAAUCACAGAAAACUCGCUACGAUAAAUUAUCCUUUGUCCUGCAACUUGCACUUUCCUCUCUUCUGGCUUCACCUUAUUUCUGUGUCCAACAAGAAACCAAAAGAGAGAGAGAAACAGAAGUAAAAUUAUAAUAUAAUGGGAAAGAAGUGUGAUUUAUGCGACGGUGUUGCACGAAUGUACUGCGAGUCAGAUCAAGCGAGUCUCUGCUGGAACUGCGACGCCAAAGUUCACGGCGCUAACUUCCUCGUCGCUAAGCACACGCGUUGCCUCCUCUGCAGCGCCUGCCAGUCACCCACGCCGUGGAAAGCCACGGGCCUUCGUCUCGGCCCAACCUUCUCCGUCUGCGACUCAUGCGUCGCUCUUAAAUCCGCCGUCGGCGGUGGAGCAGGUGUCGGCGCCGAUCAAAGCCAGGAGGUCAAUGAGGGUCAGCUCAGGCGCCGGGAUGAUGACGGUGAUAGCGCCGAGUCUUACGACGAUGGUGAGGACGAAGAUGAAGAUGAGGAGUACAGUGAUGAAGAUGAAGAGGAGGAUGACGCUGACGACGAGGAGGCGGAGAAUCAAGUCGUACCGUGGUCUGCGGCGGCGGCGGCUCAACUUCCUCCCGUGAUGAGUUCGUCAUCUUCUAACGGCGGAGGUGGAGAUCUGGCGGCGAAGAGGACGAGGGACUACUCCGAUGAGGAGAUCGGAUGUUCAUCAUCAGCUCAAGAGUCAAACUUUUCUCCUCCGUUGAAGCGACCGUCGAGAGAUGAACUCGCGUUUAAAUCAACGGCUGAGAUUAACUCUCUAGUCAGAUUAGAAGGAGAGAGAGUGUUGGAACGGCGCCGUUGAUUCGUCUCCUUCAUCGUCGUCUUCUCUCAUCUCUGCGAUGAGAAGAGAUCUUGGCCGUUGAUUCUCCAUCUUUUUCUUUGGUAAAUCACUACCGUCCAUUUCUAACAGUACUUGUUAUAGUGAGGAAGUUGUGUCUUGUUUGUCGUACAAAUUCAGUUUUAAACAUUUGUAUUUGAUCUAUUGAUGCCAUAUAUCGUUGAUUUUUUUUUGUCUUUGUAACUGAUUUGGAUUUGCAUGUUUAUUAGAUUUGAAAUUUUAUAUU
Molecule: messenger RNA, 1165 nt
Organism: Brassica oleracea var. oleracea
Lineage: Eukaryota; Viridiplantae; Streptophyta; Magnoliopsida; Brassicales; Brassicaceae
Product: protein BFR2
Exons: 2
Coding region: 211-903 (230 amino acids)
Molecular function (GO): zinc ion binding
Source: RefSeq, a predicted model, not a curated record